AUGGCGGACAAGGUCCUAAUGAACGAGUUCAAGGCUCUCUCCAAGGAAUCCUGGACCAACAUUGAGCUCAUCAACGAGAACAUCUUCUCCUGGCAUGUCGCUCUCAUCGUCAUCAAUCCGGACUCGGUCUACAAUGGUGCCUACUUCAAGGCCAAGAUGACAUUCCCAAAGAACUACCCUUACAGCCCUCCUGAGUUCAAGUUCACCCGUCCCAUGUUCCACCCGAAUGUCUAUCCCGAUGGCAAGCUCUGUAUCUCCAUCCUGCACCCACCCGGCGAAGACGAGAUGUCAGGCGAACUGGCUGCUGAACGCUGGUCGCCUGCUCAACGUGUCGAGUCCGUGCUCAUCAGUAUCCUAUCACUCCUCGACGAUGCCGAACCUUCCUCACCUGCCAACGUCGAUGCCGGAGUCAUGCUUCGCAACAACCCUGAAGCAUACAAGCAAAGAGCCCGUCAAGACGUCGAGGCUAGCAAAGCCGACAUUCCCGAAGGCUUCGUCAUGCCCACACAACACGCUACCUACAAGCCCGAAGUCGAAGACAACUUGUUCAGCUGGAGCGAUUCAGAAGUCGAGGAUGACUUUGACAACGACAGCGAUGCAGAGAUGACCUUUGACGAGGAUGACGAGGAUGAUGAGCAGGAGGUGGCCAGUGAUAGCGACGAUUGA
Aureobasidium melanogenum CBS 110374 is the source of this 666-nucleotide messenger RNA. RefSeq names its product putative ubiquitin conjugating enzyme. Gene Ontology annotation, molecular function: ubiquitin conjugating enzyme activity. The transcript has 3 exons. Lineage: Eukaryota; Fungi; Ascomycota; Dothideomycetes; Dothideales; Saccotheciaceae. The coding region runs from base 1 to 666 and encodes 221 amino acids. Gene Ontology annotation, biological process: proteasome-mediated ubiquitin-dependent protein catabolic process; protein polyubiquitination. The record is from RefSeq and is a predicted model, not a curated record.